Messenger RNA from Electrophorus electricus (electric eel), 1090 nucleotides. RefSeq names its product B9 domain containing 2 (gene b9d2). The record is from RefSeq and is a predicted model, not a curated record. Gene Ontology annotation, cellular component: MKS complex. Gene Ontology annotation, biological process: cilium assembly. Lineage: Eukaryota; Metazoa; Chordata; Actinopteri; Gymnotiformes; Gymnotidae.
UUGCUAAGGAAAUGAGUAACUGGAGUAUCAAAGGUGUAAACAAGAGUACAGAGAACUUGUAGGUUAAAUCGCAAGUGUAGACGCCUGAUUUGAAAAAUCAUAGUUUCACCAUUAACACAUCGCCGCCUUAUGAGCAGACUCCGAUCAAAACACAUCUUAUGGCAGAGGUGCAUAUAAUUGGACAGAUAACUGGGGCCAGUGGUUUUCCUCAGAGCAGCCUGUUCUGCAAGUGGGGCGUUCAUGCAGGAGGAGCAUGGAGGCUGCUCUCCGGUCUCAGGGAGGGACAGACACAGGUGGACAUGCCCCAGUUUGGUGACAUGGCAUACUGGAGUCAUCCAAUUGACUUGCAUUAUACUACUAAGGGUCUUCAAGGUUGGCCAAAGCUUCAUCUCCAAGUUUGGCAUCAAGACUCUUAUGGGAGAUGUCAGCUGUAUGGUUAUGGGUAUUGCCAUGUACCCUCCAGCCCUGGACAACACCAUCUGCAGUGUGUGACAUGGAGGCCACUUGGGACCUGGCAGGAACAGCUAGCCCAGAUUUUUGUUGGUGGAGGCCCUCAACUGCGUUCUCCUGAUGUCAUUUACAGUGGAGCAGACAGAUACAGACUGCACACUGUUGCCAUGGGCACAGUAGAAAUGGACCUCUGUAUCAUUCUGCGGCAUUUUGACAGAUAUGGUGUAGAGAGCUGAUUGUAAAGCAUCACUAAUAAGCGUAUAUAAAAUGGAGGAGUGGAAGAAUAGUUAGUGAUACUUGAUGUGAAAUAUAUUUUUAGUAGAAUAAUACUGGGGUUUCAUAUGCAGUGCAUUUGUGGUUUCUCCAAAGAUAGGGCAUCUUUCUUUAGGUUUGUAAGAUAGCCAAACCACAGUUCUGGGGACAGUAAAAAAAAAAAAGAGUCUUGGGUGGAAUUUGUUUCCAGGGAUACAAUGAUAAGUUCUGCAUCACCAUUGCAGCCCAUUGCCCAUGGACAUUUUCCUUUCAAUGUUUUGAUUAAUAUGAUCCAAUCUUUCCAAAAUUUUGUACUGAUUUUAUACAUGGUUUUAAAAAUUAUUUUCUUUGGUGCUUUCACAUUAUUAAAUGUUGAAAUUGCUUAUAA